Messenger RNA from Cynara cardunculus var. scolymus (artichoke), 1914 nucleotides. Its product is annotated as zinc finger BED domain-containing protein RICESLEEPER 2-like. Gene Ontology annotation, molecular function: DNA binding; protein dimerization activity. The record is from RefSeq and is a predicted model, not a curated record. The transcript is spliced from 7 exons. Bases 1 to 1914 code for a protein of 637 amino acids. NCBI's taxonomy places the organism in Eukaryota, Viridiplantae, Streptophyta, Magnoliopsida, Asterales, Asteraceae.
AUGCUAGCCAACAUACCCCAACCUCCACCACCUCCACCUCCUCCUGUAGGCCCAUCAUUCGAUGCAGCCUUCUCAUUCUUCACUGCAGAGAUGUCUGAUGUCUCUUGUAGCGGUUCAUAUUUCUUUCAUGAUGAUUUCUAUUUAGAUCGAAUGCAAUCGCCUCAAGAACCUGAAUCAACGGAAAUUGAAUCAAGUGCAAACACAUCAAGAAUGGAAAGUACUCCUGAAGUGGUUGUUAUCGGAUCGAAUGAUGGAGACGACGUUGUGGCAUCCGUUGAUGGUGGUAGAGAAAAGGCCAACAUAUUGGCUAAUGGAACUGAAGUUUGUGAGUGCAUCCAUUGUGGUGAGAAGAUAAAGAAACUUAAAGAUGGAACCACCACACCAUUGCAUAGGCAUAUUAGUGAUUACCCAAAGUUAAGAGCCGUCAACACCAUUCAUCCAGGUCAAUUAAAGUUAAAGGUUGUGCCAGGGAAAUUAGAUUCUUCUAUGGUCCAAAACUGGAAAUUUGACAAUAGUAGGAUUAGAGHGSUUGUUUCUCAYAUGAUUAUGGUUCAUGAGUUGCCAUUUAAUUUUGUUGAGUAUGAACUAUUUAAUGUGGUUAUGAAGGAAGCUAACCCCGGGCUUAACAAGAUUUCACGUGCAUCGGCUAAGCAAAAUUGUGUUGCUAGUUAUGAGAUAGGCAAGAAAAGAAUCAAGAAAAUGUUAAGUGCUGUCAAUCAUAAUAUUGAGACAAAGGUUGCUACUUUGACGGUUGACAAUGCUACAACUAAUGAUGUGGUGGCUACAAAGUUGAUGGAAAUUAUGAAUCUUCAGAAAAAACUUGUUAUUGGGGGAAAGUUAUUCCAUGUGCGGUGUUGUGCACACAUUCUCAAUUUGUUGGUUCAAGAUGGUUUGUCGAAAACUAAAGACAUUAUUCACAAUGUUCGUGAGAGUGUGAAACACAAUGCUACGUAUGCUAUGUUGUCUACGGCCUUGGAGUUUAAAGAAGUGUUUGUAAACUAUGCCGAUCGAGAAUCAACAUACAAGACCUUGCCGACCUCGGAAGAUUGGGACAAAGUUGAAGUUAUUUKCUCMUUCUUGGGGCUUUUCAAUGAGGUUACAAAAAUAAUUUCAGGCUCCGAAUAUCCUACCUCUAAUUUGUUUCUUAGUGAGUUGUAUGGGAUUAAAGAAGCAUUAGAUGAUUUAUCUUUGGAUGAGAGCAAAUAUAUGAGAGAUAUGGCUCUCAAGAUGAAAAAGAAAUUUGACAAAUAUUGGGGUACUUGUAAUCUGUUGAUUUCCAUUGGUGCUAUUUUAGAUCCUAGAUACAAGAUGAAGUUGGUUGAGUUCUCUUUUAGUUCCAUUUAUUCAGCGGAUGAGGCACCUAAGCAAAUGAAAAUUGUUCUAGAUACUCUUACUAAAAUGUUUGAAGAGUAUGUUGAACAACAUAAAGCAGCUAAUGUUGUUCAAAUGAGUAGUGCACCUGACAAGAGUGAGAGUGGAGUUAGGAGUGGUUAUAACAAGUUAAGUUCUAGAGUUGGUAUCAAGAGUGGCGCGGCAAAGUAUGAUCAACAUAUUAGAAGCGUUGACACUUUUGCAAGUGUGAAGUCAGAGUUAGACAUUUAUUUAGAAGAAGGCAUGUACAUUGGUGAUUCAGGUGCAUAUUUUGAUGCCUUGGAGUGGUGGAAGGAGAAAAAUAUGAAAUUUAGAAUUUUGUCUAAAAUGGCUGCUGAUGUUUUGGCAAUUCCGAUAACUACUGUUGCUUCAAAAUCAACUUUUAGUGUUGGUGGGAGAGUUAUCGAUGGUCAUCGCGCCUCUUUAGGGACGAAGACGGUAGAUAUGCUCAUUUGCGGAGAUGAUUGGUAUCGUCAUCAUUAUGGACUACACAAAAAGAAAACCAAGGAAACUGAUGAUAUGAUAUAUAUUGAACUUCCAUGA